GUGAAAUAAACAUGGAAAGUUAAAAGGCCAUGAGAGUAAAAGAAGACAACUCCCAAUUCCUCUUUUACAAAAUAAACAAGUGCAGGCCCUCACGAGGCAACCAGUGUACCUCCCCCGCAGAAGCCGGAGACCUCUCAAAAUAAAUACCCCCAAAAGGAAGCAAAGCAGAGUAGAAGAGAGAGAGAUGAAGAAGGAAAUCCGGCAAAGAGAGACGGAGAAGAGAGCAGACAAAGCUUUUGGGAAGCAAUGGGAGUGGUGCGAGGGGGCGCCGGAGGUGUUCGUCUGCCCCAUCUCCCGUGAGCCGAUGCGCGACCCCGUCACCCUCUGCACCGGACAGACCUACGACCGCUCCAGCAUCCUCACCUGGCUAGCCUCUGGUGGACUCACCUGCCCCGCCACCAACACCCCGCUCUCCGACACCUCUCUCACCCCCAACUCCACCCUCCGCCGCCUCAUCCAAUCGCAUUUCUCCCAGAAUUCUCUCUCCACCUCAGCCUCUCUCCUCGUCCAUCGCCUCAAGGUGGCCAAACGUCGGCCCCAUCGCAUCUCCGCCCUCUCUUCCCUACUUUCUCUUGCUAGAUCGCACGAGGAGGCGAUGGAAGUUCUUGCGAAUCUUGACGUUCCAUCUCUUCUUGCGCAAUCUCUUACCCCUCUUACUCCUCCCUCUGUAGCUGCCUUAUCGGCUGACCUCCUCUCUCUCCUCCCCCUCAACCCUGACGUGCUCUCUCUUCUCCGACACCCUGACGCUUUCUCUCUCCUUGUCGAUCUCCUCCAUGAGGCCCCCGCUGCCUCACAGGUGGCUGCGGCCUCAGUGCUCCAUUCUGCCAUUGCUACUGCUCCUCCAGAUUUUGGGAGUGUUUCGAGUUUUAGGCUCCUUUUUGGAGCUCUUCGCCUCGCGAGAUCGCCGCGUUCUGAGUCCUUUUCUGCCGGUGUCCGGCUGCUCCAUGCCGUUUGUCGGUGGGCUGAGGCCCGGACGCUGCUUAUGAGGGCGGGCGCUAUCCCUUGCCUCCUCGACAUCCUCCCUGUAGCCGAGGGCGCCGAUGCUCAGACGUGCAUGGAGGUACUAGAGCAACUAUCAAAAGAGGGAGCUGAGGCUCUCAGAUCCUGCGAAAGAGCGGUCCCUAAUAUCGUAAACACCCUAAUGAGGGUGUCAGAGAGGUGCACGGCACUCGGCCUCUCCGUUCUUCUAAGGCUCUGCACUCAUGGUGCAGGCAUAGGUAUGGAGGCUAAGCUCGCUGCUAAGCUUUUGUUAAUUCUACAGAGCACGUGCGAGCCUGCGGUUAAGCAAAGAGCACGGAACCUACUAAAGCUUUGCAGUCGUGGCCAUGGCGAGGGGUUGAGUAUGUUUGCCUCCAAGUGUGGGCUCGAUUUGUCAUACACCAUACAUUGAAAGCGGUGCCGAAGAUCUGUUUGUGCAGGUUGUGUAUUGAGGCUACAAAAGUAGUCUCACUCGAAGUUUUUGUGGACAGAUGAUGAUGAGUUAGGGUCUAGACGGCACAAGAUCGUUCAGAGGUGUGUCUUGUGGAGCGACACGCUCUCUUUGUAUGCUCCUUUGGAGAAAUUAGAAUCUUAAGGAUAGAGAGAAAAAGUGGCACACUCUGUAUAUUUGCCUUGGUUGAAAGAAAUCAGAGAGGCAGAGAGAAAAGUAGAAGUGUAGUACUCCUCUUGAUUGCUCUGGAGUUGAUCAGAAUGCGAAAAACAUGAUCUCGAAGAAAGCUAAGCUUCGGUAAUUGAGAAAUUCAGGAAAGCUAAGCUUCGGUAAUUGAGAAAUUCAGGAAUCUGUCGGUGGGGAAACAUGUAAAUUUGAUUGUGUAUGUUCAAAUGCCGAUCGAGGCGAAAUUUUUAUGGAUAGAGAGCCUUAGUUUUAAUUACUGUUUUAGAAUACCAACUCCAUCGGCCCUCUCUAUUGGCUUGAUUAGUUAUGGGGUUGAAAAUGGCAAAACUCAAGGGUUAGCACAAUUAAACAAGUCAUCUAUUCCAAUGCCAUGGCAGAGGCAAAACAUACAGUACCCUGUUAUGAGUAUUGUGGUGCUCAGAUAGGCAAUGCACUGUCCAAUCUUAUCUACAAACGGCGAGGAUGACUGAUGACCAACUGCAGUGCUGUUAGUCCUAACAGGGAGCAAUGGUGAAUCUCACCAGUCGUCGAAGUCGCAUACCGUGGACGGUCUGACAGAGCACCGUAUUGUAUACUCUCCAGGCAGUAUAAUAUCAGCACCUAGACCAAAAUAUUCUCUCACUGAUGGCAACAUUUACAUAUUCAUUGUCAUGGUAGAAACCAUAACAUCACCCCAAAAAUCUUCAUCCAUGAUGCUUGUGUUGUUGUUCCCUAGCACAUUGUGUGCUUUCAGAUGUCUUGUCUAACAUGCAAGAUGUAAAUGGGGAUUAA
This is a messenger RNA of Amborella trichopoda, 2386 nucleotides long. Its product is annotated as U-box domain-containing protein 75. Gene Ontology annotation, biological process: protein ubiquitination. Gene Ontology annotation, molecular function: ubiquitin protein ligase activity. The record is from RefSeq and is a predicted model, not a curated record. NCBI's taxonomy places the organism in Eukaryota, Viridiplantae, Streptophyta, Magnoliopsida, Amborellales, Amborellaceae.